This is a messenger RNA of Fimicolochytrium jonesii, 1511 nucleotides long. Its product is annotated as glycosyl transferase family 21-domain-containing protein. The transcript is spliced from 2 exons. Gene Ontology annotation, cellular component: membrane. The record is from RefSeq and is a predicted model, not a curated record. Gene Ontology annotation, biological process: glucosylceramide biosynthetic process. Lineage: Eukaryota; Fungi; Chytridiomycota; Chytridiomycetes; Spizellomycetales; Powellomycetaceae. The coding region runs from base 210 to 1511 and encodes 433 amino acids. Gene Ontology annotation, molecular function: ceramide glucosyltransferase activity.
GUGAACGUGGGAGGAAACCGGGCAUAAACGGGCACCCUGGGAAACAACGACAUCCCCCCCGACAGAACAACAACAACAACGACGACGACGACGACGACGACCACGCAAAAGGCCGCCGUUCACUACUACCCGGUCUCACUGGGGUCGCUCUUCUCUCUGACCCGCUACUACCGAACCCCUCACCAGCCCGCCCCACUGACCCACCCCUCAUGGCUUCCUCAACCCCCGCCGCUUUCUUCGGCCUCGGCUCCGAACAGCUAAAGAACUGGCUCGCCGUGCUUUGUCUUGCCAUGUGGGCCCUGCUCAUGUUCUUUUGCGCAACGGGCACUGUCUUGAUACGAAGCCGGCACGCAAAGAAAUCAUCAUCAACGACAUCAUCACCGUCAUCACCAUCAGAGCACUCCCCUUUGGCUCCAAUACCGACCCCCACCCCGGGCGUAACCAUCAUCCGCCCCCUCAAAGGCAUCGACGUCAACCUCGCUGAAAACCUCUCCUCCUCCUUCCGCCAAACCUACCCGCACUUUGAAAUCCUCUUCACCGUCGCCGACCCAAAAGACCCCGCGGUAGCAGUCGUCCACGAUCUCAUCAAAACCUACCCGAACGUCGACGCCCGCUUGUUAACUGAUCCCAUAGAAGUCGGUGUUAACCCCAAAAUAAACAACAUGAUUCGCGCCUACCAGACCGCUAAAUACGAUAUCAUCUGGAUCAUCGACUCUAACGUCUCCGUGCCCCCCGGCUGCCUCUCCCGCUCAGUCGUGGAGAUCUCCCGCCCGGGGAUCGGACUAGUCCACCACCUCCCUUGCGGCGUCAGCCCCCAAACCUUCGGAUCCCGCCUCGAACAAGCCUUCCUCAACACCGCCCACGCAAAGAUGUACGCAACAAUCAACAAACUCUCGGUAGCGUCCUGCAUCAUCGGUAAAUCCAACAUGUUCCGCAAAUCCUCCCUCGCGCAUCUCGGCGGGCUGGAAUAUUUCGGCAAAUUCAUGAGCGAGGAUAACAUCAUCGGGGAAGCGAUCUGGGCGACGGGCAAACGGCACGCGAUGACGACGGACCUCGCGUCCCAGAGCCUUGGAAGUCUGAGUGUUGCUGAUUACCUCGGGAGAAGAGCGCGGUGGAUCCGGAUCAGGAAAUACGUGACGACUGCCGCGACGUUGGUGGAACCUUUCACUGAAUCGAUUGUGAACGGUUUGCUCGGGUCGUGGGGGGCGUAUCGUCUCUUUGCCGUCCCACCACACCUGUUCCUGCCCUUGCAUUUCGCACUAUGGAUCCUCUCCGACGUUCUUAUCUCAACCACCCUCGACUGCUCAGUCCUCCGGGACCCGGUCAAGUUUAUAGCGGCGUGGUGUGUAAGGGAGGUGUUGGCGUUACCGCUGUGGUGUUAUGCGAUGGCGGGAAGGACGGUGGCGUGGAGGGGGAAGUGGUAUUGGUUGAGGAGUGAUGGGACGGUGACGGUCGCAGGGGGGUGGGGUGGGGGGUUCGGGGAGUGGGUUGGGAGGUUGGUUGGGCGGUGA